Molecule: messenger RNA, 3605 nt
Organism: Carassius auratus (goldfish)
Lineage: Eukaryota; Metazoa; Chordata; Actinopteri; Cypriniformes; Cyprinidae
Product: NACHT, LRR and PYD domains-containing protein 12-like
Exons: 12
Coding region: 189-3314 (1041 amino acids)
Molecular function (GO): protein binding
Source: RefSeq, a predicted model, not a curated record
GUUCAGAAUUCAUGUUUCUCCAUUUGAACAGUCAGAGUCGAUUCUAUACGGAAUAUCAAAGUGUUUCAUAUGAACCUUUAUAAAAGCUAAGCCAUGAUUUUGCGUGUAGCUGCUUCAUAGAAAUGCGGUGAUUCUGUGAAUCUGUGUGUGAAUAAGAGUCAGUGCUGAAGAUCAGAUUCUGUUUCAUCAUGGAUGACACACAAACAUCCGCAGAUGAAGAUGUUUCUCCACGAUGCAGUCCAUUUCAGCAGAAGAGAUCAGAAGCAGAGUCCAGCCGUGUGUCUAUGAGGAGUGAUUGGUCUAUGGAACAUCCAAAAGAUUUUAAGAGUGAUGAUGCAAAGACUGAUUGCAGUUCAGUUCAUCAGAAUAGAUCAGGAGCAGAAUGCAGCUGUGUGUCUAUGAGGAGUGAUGCAUCUGUGAAUCAGCCAUUAGAUAAUAAGAAUGAAGACACAAAGACUGACCUCAGGCAUGAAGUCCUCAACAGGUUUAGAUCAAAUCUGCUGAAGAAGUUUGAGCGUCUGUAUGAGGGAACAGUGAUGCAGGGAAACCCAACACUCCUGAAUGAGAUCUACACAGAGCUCUACAUCACAGAGAGUGAGAGUGGAGAGAUCAGUAAUGAGCAUGAGGUGAGACAGAUUGAGACACAAUCCAGGAGAGCAGCAACAGAGGACACAGCCAUAAAAUGCAGUGACAUCUUUAGACCUUUACCUGGACAAGACAAAGCCAUCAGAACUGUGCUGACAAAGGGAGUCGCUGGCAUUGGAAAAACAGUCUCUGUGCAGAAGUUGAUCCUGAACUGGGCUGAAGGGAAAGAGAAUCAGGACGUCCAGCUCAUAUUUCCACUUCCUUUCAGAGAAAUCAAUCUGAUGAAGGACAAAACACUCAGUCUUUCAGAUCUUCUUCAUGUGUUUUUCCCUGAAACUAAAGAAAUGGAAAUAUCCAGUAAUGAAUAUAAAGUGUUGUUCAUCUUUGAUGGUCUGGAUGAGUGUCGUCUGUCUCUGGACUUUAAGAGUGAAGUGAAACUGUGUAAUAUAUCUGAAUCAGCCUCAGUGGACGAGCUGCUGAUGAACCUCAUUGUGGGGAAUCUGCUUCCCUCUGCUCUCAUCUGGAUCACCUCCAGACCAGCAGCAGCUGAUCUCGUCCCCUCUGAGUGUGUCCAUCGAGUGACAGAGGUACGAGGCUUCACUGAGCCACAGAAGGAGGAAUACUUCAGGAAGAGAAUCAGUGAUCAGAGUCUGGCCGACAGGAUCAUCUCACACCUGAAGUCAUCAAGGAGCCUCUACAUCAUGUGCCACAUCCCAGUGUUCUGCUGGAUAUCAGCCGCUGUUCUGGAGAAGAUGUUGAGUCGAGCAGAGAGUGGAGAGAUUCCCAAGACUCUCACUCAGAUGUACACACACUUCCUGAUCCUUCAGACCGACAUCAAACAUGAGAAGGACUAUGAGAAGAAGGUGACAGAUGAAGACAUGAUCCUCAAACUGGGGAAAGUGGCUUUUGAGCAGCUUGUAAAAGGAAACCUGAUCUUUUAUGAGGAAGACCUGAGAGAGUGUGGCAUUGAUGUGAGAGAAGCAUCAGUGUACUCAGGAUUGUGCACUCAGAUCUUCAGAGAGGAGUUGGGCUUGUAUCAGGGGAAAGUCUUCUGCUUUGUUCAUCUGAGCAUUCAGGAACAUCUAGCAGCUCUAUAUGUGCACCUCUCCUGGACAAACCACAACAGAAAUGUGUUUGAGCCAAUCACCAAACAGAGUUUACGGUCUAAAGUUCAGUACUGGUUUCAACACAAUUCAUCAGAACGUGUUUCAUUAUCUGAGCUGCAUCAGAGAGCUGUGGACGAGGCUCUACAAGGUAAAAAUGGACAUCUGGAUAUUUUCCUGCGGUUCCUUCUGGGUUUGUCAGUGGAGUCUCAUCAGAUUCUUCUACGACGAAUAAUGACACUGAAAAGAAGCAGCUCUGAAAGCAAUGAGAAAACAGUUGAGUACAUCAAGAAGAAGAUCAGGACCAUUGACUCUCCAGAGAAAUCCAUCAAUCUGUUCCACUGUCUGAAUGAACUAGGUGAUCAUUCACUAGUGGAGGAAAUACAACAGAAUCUGAAACCUGGAAGAACAAAGGAAACCAAACUCUCCUCAUCUCAGUGGUCAGCUGUAGUUUUUGUGUUGUUGACAUCAGAAGAGGACCUGAAUGAGUUUUGUCUUGAUAAAUUUGUUAAAGGAAAAAAUAAACAUGAAAAUAUGAAAGUUCUUCAGAUGUUGGUGCCUGUGAUGAGGGAAUCCAGAUCAGUUCAGUUGAGUAACUGUGACGUCACAGAUGAAGGUUGUGCAGCUCUGGCUUCAGCUCUGAGAUCAAACCCCUCACACCUGAGAGAACUGAAUCUGUCUAAGAAUGAAAUAGGAGAUUCUGGAGUGAUGCUGCUGUCUGCUGGACUGGAGAAUCCUCACUGUAAACUGGAGAAACUGUGGUUGAGUAAUUGUGGCAUCACAGAUGAAGGUUGUGCUGCUCUGGCUUCAGCUCUGAGAUCAAACCCCUCACACCUGAGACACCUGAGUCUGACUGGGAAUAAAUUGGGAAAUUCUGUCAAUCUGCUCUCUGAUGUACUACAGAAUCCUCACUGUAAACUGGAAAAACUGUGGUUGAAUGAUUGUGACGUCACAGAUGAAGGUUGUGCUGCUUUGGCUUCAGCACUGAGAUCAAAUUCCUCACACCUGAGAGAACUGAAUCUGUCGGUGAAUAAAAUCGGAGAUUCUGGAGUCACGUUGCUCUCUGCUGGACUGGAGGAUCUUCACUGUGAACUGGAGAUACUGCGGUUGAGAGAUUGUGGCAUCACAGAUGAAGGUUGUGCUGCUCUGGCUUCAGUUUUGAGAUCAAACCCCUCACACCUGAGACGACUGGAUCUGUCUUGGAAUAAAAAAGGGGAUUUAGGAGUGAAACUUCUCUGUGAUGGACUAAAGUAUCCUCACUGUAAACUUGAGGAACUGCAGUUGAGAGAUUGUGGCGUCACAUAUGAAGGUUGUGCUGCUCUGGCUUCAGCACUGGGAUCAAACCCCUCUCACCUGAGACACCUGGAUCUGUCUUGGAAUAAAAUAGAAGAUUUGGGAGUAAAGCGUCUCUGUGCUGGACUGAAGGGUAAUCACUGUAAACUGGAGAUACUGUGGUUAAGGGAUUGUGGGAUCACAGAUGAAGGUUGUGUUGCUCUGGCUUCUGCUCUGAGAUCAAAUUCCUCACUCCUGAGACACCUGAAUCUGACUGGGAAUAAACUAGGAGAAUCAGGAGUGAAGUUACUGAAAGAUAAUCCACAUUAUAAACUGGAGACAGUAUACUGUUGACUCUGUGUUUAGACGUCAGUCCAGUUUCCUCAGAAUCAGCUGAUGGUGUAUAAGAGGCGCUACAGACACAUCACAGUCACACAAUCACCAGAGAUUAAAGACACAUAGACACACAGCAUCGUACUGACAUGAAUGUUGUCUUUCACUUUCUUGUUUUAUAGGUAAUGGCCCAUGAAACUGAGUUCAGAAUCAUUUUGGAUUUACUCGAUAUUGUCUACAAUGUAGAUCAGAUGUCCAAUCUGGCCCCUGUGAUGAUUUGAACAAUAAAGUGUACUUGUGUUACAAACCAAA